Molecule: messenger RNA, 1491 nt
Organism: Eremothecium gossypii ATCC 10895
Lineage: Eukaryota; Fungi; Ascomycota; Saccharomycetes; Saccharomycetales; Saccharomycetaceae
Gene: LPD1
Product: dihydrolipoyl dehydrogenase
Exons: 1
Coding region: 1-1491 (496 amino acids)
Cellular component (GO): oxoglutarate dehydrogenase complex; mitochondrion
Molecular function (GO): flavin adenine dinucleotide binding; dihydrolipoyl dehydrogenase (NADH) activity
Source: RefSeq, marked provisional
AUGCUUAGAAACGUUUGCCGCCCGGCGAUGAGACGGUCGUUCCACCAGACGGCCUGGAUGAGUGCCAACAAGAAACACGACGUUGUGGUGAUCGGUGGCGGUCCCGGUGGUUACGUGGCGGCCAUCAAGGCUGCACAGCUGGGUUUCGACACCGCGUGUGUGGAGAAGCGCGGCCGUCUAGGUGGCACCUGUUUGAACGUGGGGUGUAUCCCAUCCAAGGCGCUGCUAAACAACUCGCACCUGCUGCACCAGAUGCAACACGAUGCCAAGCAGCGCGGUAUCGACGUCAAGGGCGAGGUCACUGUGAACAUGCCCCAGUUCCAAAAGGCCAAGGACACCGUUGUGAAGCAAUUGACUGGCGGUAUUGAGAUGCUCUUCAAGAAAAACGGCGUCACCUACUACAAGGGUCUGGGUACGUUUGAGAGCGAGAGCAGCAUCAAGGUGUCGCCCGUCGAGGGUCUAGAAGGCGCUGUCGCCGAGGAGACGAUCCUUGAGGCAAAGAACAUCAUCGUGGCUACUGGGUCCGAGGUGACGCCGUUCCCUGGUAUCACGAUCGACGAGGAAAGAAUCGUCUCCUCCACCGGUGCGUUGUCGCUAAAGGAAGUGCCAAAGCGCCUGGUGGUCAUUGGUGGUGGUAUUAUCGGCCUGGAGAUGGGCUCCGUGUACUCCCGCUUGGGUUCCAAGGUGACUGUGAUUGAGUUCCAGCCUCAGAUUGGUGCCACCAUGGACGGCGAGGUUGCCUCCACGACCCAGAAGUUCCUAAAGAAGCAAGGUUUCGACUUCCACCUGGGGACCAAGGUUCUUUCUGCUGAGAGAAACGGCGACGUCGUGGACAUCAAGGCUGAGAAUGUCAAGACUGGUAAGGUUGAGUCUUUCCAGGCCGACGUCUUGUUGGUGGCCAUCGGCAGAAGACCUUACAUUGAGGGCCUCGGCGCGGAAAACAUCGGUCUAGACGUGGACAAGCGUGGUAGACUGGUUAUCGAUGAACAAUUUAACACCAAGUUCCCUCACAUCAAGGUCAUUGGUGAUGUUACCUUCGGUCCUAUGUUGGCCCACAAGGCCGAGGAGGAAGGUAUCGCCGCCGCAGAGUACAUCAAGCACGGCCACGGCCACGUUAACUACGGCAACAUUCCUUCUGUUAUGUACUCCCACCCUGAGGUCGCUUGGGUCGGAAAGACCGAGGAGCAGCUAAAGGAGGCCGGGAUUGCAUACAAGGUCGGUAAGUUCCCCUUCAUGGCCAACUCCCGUGCCAAGACCAACCUUGACACCGAGGGGUUCGUCAAGGUCUUGAUCGACGCCGAGACCGAGCGUCUCCUAGGUGCCCACAUUAUCGGCCCUAACGCAGGUGAGAUGAUCGCCGAAGCCGGUCUCGCCCUGGAGUACGGUGCCUCUGCCGAGGACAUCGCGAGAACCUGCCAUGCUCACCCAACGCUUUCCGAGGCCUUCAAGGAAGCCAACUUGGCCGCCUUCUCCAAGUCUAUCAACUUCUAA